This is a messenger RNA of Alosa alosa (allis shad), 2415 nucleotides long. It is a transcript of the gene cnga4, whose product is annotated as cyclic nucleotide gated channel subunit alpha 4. Gene Ontology annotation, biological process: monoatomic cation transmembrane transport. The record is from RefSeq and is a predicted model, not a curated record. Gene Ontology annotation, molecular function: cGMP binding; protein-containing complex binding; intracellularly cGMP-activated cation channel activity. Bases 134 to 2242 code for a protein of 702 amino acids. Gene Ontology annotation, cellular component: intracellular cyclic nucleotide activated cation channel complex; plasma membrane. The transcript is spliced from 10 exons. NCBI's taxonomy places the organism in Eukaryota, Metazoa, Chordata, Actinopteri, Clupeiformes, Clupeidae.
AAGAGACCACCGAAAAUAUUUGCUGUCAUCAGAGAAACGGAAGAGAAAAGACAACUGUUUUGACUGUUGUUCGUUGAUGACUUGGCCUGUGAUUGGUUUAGAGAAAGGUCUCAAUGAAAGGUGACUGGCUCAAAUGCUCUUGGGGAUCCACCUGAGGUUAGGGAGCUGCUGUCAUGGUGAUGAGCUUCACCUACCCAGGUGGAGGCCUACACGAAAGCAGAAUGGAGAGGGAGCUGAAGGGGGAAAAGGAGAAGACAAGCCAAAAGAACCCAAAAUGAACUGGAGAGAUUGGAGACACUGGAUAGUGAAUCCGUCUGAAGAGUUCUACUAUGUCUGGCUGCAGGUCAUGACCUUCCCCAUCUUCUACAACUGGGUCAUCAUCAUCUGCAGGGCCUGUUUCUACUCCAUAGAUGAGAACUUCCUGGCUGUCUGGCUGACUCUCGACUACAUCUCUGACCUGUUCUACAUGACCGACAUGGCAGUGAGAGGACGCACAGCUUUCCUGGAGCAGGGCAUCCUGGUGCACGAGGUGUCCCGCCUGCGCUCCAAAUACCUGCUCUCGCGCAGUUUUCUGUUGGACCUGGCCUCCAUGCUGCCCACCGACCUGCUUUACCUGCACCUGGGCGUUCACAUGCCCCUUGUCCGGCUGAACCGCCUUCUCCGCACGAGCCGCCUCUCCGAGGCGCUGGACCGCAUGGAGACACGCACGGCCUACCCCAACACGUUCCGCAUCGCCAAGCUCAUGCUCUACAUAUUCGUGCUCAUCCACUGGAACGCGUGCCUGUACUUUGCGCUGUCGCGCUACAUGGGCUUCGGCUCCGACAGCUGGGUCUACCCCAACAUGUCGGAGCCGGGCUUUGCCUCGAUGCAGCGCCAGUACAUCCACUGCUUCUGGUUCUCGGCGCAGAUCUUCACCACGGUGGGCGACACGCCUCUGCCGCUCCGCGAGGAGGAGUACCUCUUCAUGAUCGCCGACCUGCUUAUCGCCGUGCUGGUGUUCGCCUCGAUCGUGGGCAACGUGGGGAACGUCAUCGUGAGCCUGCGCAGCAGGGACAACGUCUUCUUCCCCAACCACGAGCUCGUCAAGAGCUACCUGCACAGCAGGCACAUCAGCAAGGACCUGCGCCACCGCGUCAACAGCUGGUACCAGCAUCUGCACAUCAACAAGAAGAUCACACGUGAGAACGAGAUCCUGCAGCUGCUGCCUGCUUCCCUCCGCACGGAUAUCGCUGUGAGCGUCCACCUGCCCACGAUGUCCAAGGUCAGCAUCUUCCAGAACUGUGAGACCAGCCUGCUGGAGGAGCUGGUGCUCAAACUCACCCCACAGGUGUACAGCCCAGGUGAGUAUGUCUGUAAGAAGGGCGAUGUGGGUCACGAGAUGUACAUCAUCAAGGAGGGGAAGUUGGCCGUGGUGGCGGACGACGGGGUCACCCAGUACGCCGUGCUCGGGGAUGGGCAGUUUUUCGGAGAGAUCAGUAUCCUCAACAUCAAAGGGAACAAAUCUGGCAACCGGCGGACAGCAAACAUCCGCAGCAUCGGUCACUCAGACCUGUUCAGCCUGUCCAAGGAGGACCUGACAGCCACCCUGUCCGAGUUCCCUGCCGCCAAGCGCCACCUAGAGGAGAAGGGCCGUCAGAUCCUCACCAAGAUGGGCAUUCUGGAGGAGACUGCUGACGACGGCAGUCAACAGGAGCGGAUGGAGACCAGGGUGGAGCAUCUGGAGCGGACGCUGGACACACUGCGCACUAAGCUGGCUCGGCUGAUGAUGGAGCUGGAGUCCAGCACGCUGAAGUUGAAGACGCGGGUGGAGCAGCUGGAGCUGCAGACUGAGGGCUGGGGAGGGGUAGUGGCAGAGGGCGGAGAGGAGGAGGAGGUGAAGGAGGAGGAGGUGAAGGAGGGGGAGGUGGGGUUUAAAGUAUGGGGGAGAUUGUGGAGAGGAAGAGGUGGCAGAGAGAGGGAGAGGGAGGGAGGAGAUGGGGAAGGAGGAGAGGAGGGGGAGGGGGAGAGAGGAGAGGGAGAUGGAGGAGAUGGGAUGGUGGAUGAAGGGGAGAAGGACGGGAAAGAGGAGGAGAUGGGUGGAGGGGAGAAGAUGGACGUGGAGAGAGGAGAGGAGAAGGAGGAGGUGACCGCUCAGGAUGAGGAGGAGAAAUCAGGUGAAAAGGAAAGAUGGAGAGUAGUGAGGCAAAUCAAUAAAGGGUCUCUUGUGAGUGAUGGUGUCAAUGAAUUUUCCUGGCUGCAAUGAAUCUAAUCACCAAAUAAACUGACAUGACUGAAAAUGUUUGUACAUAGUCCACACAUUAACAGUAGCAAUUGUAUGGAAAUUGUAUGUGUUCAUUGUAUUGUAGCCUACUAAAUAUUUGUUUUUCACACUGUAUAACAAGAUAUUCAAAUAAAUUGAAAUGUAUUUAGUAUUCA